AUGACAACAGCGCUGAAAAUGAUGAGUUUCCAGUUUGAUCAAGAAUACGCCUUAGAAAGUAGUUCCUCAAAGACGGGAGAUCGACUAUGGGUUAAAAAAAAAUCAAGCGUAACGAUUGCUGACCGGAGGCAUGUGAGUGGAGAUGAGAUUCUGAUAAUGAACAUCAGUGCACAAAAUCAGAAAGUGUCCCGAAUUGCGGUCGAAGAAGAAGAGGAGAGAGGGAGAAGAACAAAGGACAGGGCAAAGCUGAUCUCAGCGAGUCGAGCGUCUAGCACCCAGUUGGGGUGGUUACUAGGUUCAACAAAUUCGUCCUCGGCAAAACCGAACUGGUCCAUGAACGUAGAGCCUUCCGUAUCAAUCAAACUACCGGUCGGCUCGAAUGCGAAUCUUGACUUGCCGUCUGAUAAAUCGUCGUCCGCCCUAAAGAGACCGGGCCUUACUGUGGUAUGA
Molecule: messenger RNA, 450 nt
Organism: Opisthorchis viverrini
Lineage: Eukaryota; Metazoa; Platyhelminthes; Trematoda; Opisthorchiida; Opisthorchiidae
Exons: 3
Coding region: 1-450 (149 amino acids)
Source: RefSeq, a predicted model, not a curated record